AUGAAGUGGAAUGUCUGGACUGUCGGAUCAAACAGGCAUUCAAGUUCCUGGGCAAUACUACAGGUUAUUGAAGUUGUUCCCCAGGCACAUCCCACGCGCGGGCCGCCCGGAUAUAUAAUACUCCAGAUUCCGUCUGAAUUUAGCCGCGCGCCUAGAUCUCUUAUCAACGACGGUGAUGUUCUGCACCUAAUAGGGACUACGUUAUACAGCUGCUGA
Penicillium robsamsonii is the source of this 216-nucleotide messenger RNA. RefSeq lists its product as uncharacterized. Lineage: Eukaryota; Fungi; Ascomycota; Eurotiomycetes; Eurotiales; Aspergillaceae. Bases 1 to 216 code for a protein of 71 amino acids. The transcript is spliced from 2 exons. The record is from RefSeq and is a predicted model, not a curated record.